CGAGCCACGCCGUCAUGUCCUCGGCUGCCACCUCCUCUACUGCCGUUACCGAGGAAGUUUUCGUCUACACCAAACGCCUGCAGACUGUUCACAAACACAUUAGCGAUGUGACCAAAUGCUGUUUCUCCAAAAGAUUCCAUCUGGCGAUUGGAUCCAGGUAAUGUCUUUUCCGGUAUAUGGACUCUAUGUACGUUUAUCUUAAAAACAGUGGCAUUCACAAGUUUCCCACAAAUAAACCUGGGUGAAACUAUGCUCCCCCGGCUAAGUUGUCAGAUGCCCUUCUAAGUUGCAAAUUUUUAAUGGGAAAGGAUGUUUGAUGUAGUAUAUAUUAAUCAUGAUUCAUGAAUAAAUCGUAAGAUUUUACGUUAAGUAUGAGUAUGCUUAACCCGACAAUGAGAAUUUACAAGCCGGAUUAAAAAACAAAUUUUUAUUUUAAAAAAAACAAUAUAUUUUCCUUGUAAUUUGGAUAAUUAUAUAUAAUGUCAAGACAAAAUAACUGAAUAAAAACUAAUAGGUGUUGUUUAUAAUUAGGUACGUUUUAUCUUCGAUUCUUUUUGAUUUUAUGUAAUAGUAACGAAUCCCGGAAAAAGAACUAAAAUUAUCAUAUAAUCAGAGAAUAAGUAUAAUCACAUAAUAUAGAUGUUGAUAAUAGAUAGAUGUUUCUUAAUAUAAAUAUUAUAUACAUCAUAUAUUUUUUUAAUAUAAUAUAAUAGACCAUUUAAUAUUAUAAAAUAAUUUUAAUAAAUUUGGUACCCAAGAUCCCGCUAACGAUAUAUUGGGCUCAUUUUUAAAAAAAUAGUAAACAAAGCGUUCGAAUAAAUAAUUCCUUAAAUCUAGAAACACUAUCAAUAUGUGGAGUACCUCAAGGUACUAACCUCCCUUCCAUCCUAUUUAAUAUUCAAAUUAACCAAAUAAACGAUCUAAAGAUACACGUUAAACUAGUCUGUUAUGCUGAUGACACUGUUGUUUUUGUUGACUCUUGGGACGAGGUAUUUUUUGGCACAUGAGUCAUUCAGUGUUGAACAAAAGAAAUGAAAAAUUAAUGAAGACAUAAUAUUUGCUAUAUUAUCAAAUAUACUGAUAAUUAUAUUUAUUUAUUAUUUAUAUUAUUAUCGUUUUGGUCUUUUUUCCGGGGGUUUUUUUUCCGUAUACCAAUAGUAACAACUAUUCUCAUUCUUGCCAAAUAUUUGUUUGGUACCAUUUAUUUUCCUUGUCUAUUCAAAAUUCCAUCCUUGUAUUUGCUUUAUAAUGUCCUUUACUCUUUUAUUGGCUACUUUUUUUUUUUUGACUUAACUGAAUUACCACAAAAACAAAAUUGGUUUUGACUAAUUUCGACAUUUUAAUUUUUUGAUUUUUUUUUCGACUUUUUUCCCCCAUUAUUAGACAUACAUAUUUAAAAAAACGACCUUUUCAAUCUACCGACUAUGGAUUCAAAAUUCUAAAAUGGAACAUGUAAGCAAAUUGAAAUGCAGUUUUAGAUUGAAUUUUAUGGUAUAAAUUUUAUUCAUAGUCAAAUUAAAUGAGUAUUUCACACAAUUAGGUAUACAACCAAGUACAUUUUUUUUUUAGAUUUUUAAAUGUAUUAUAUUAUUGGGUAUAACAUUAUUAUUAUCAUAGCUAGGAGGAGUCCGUGGUCAAAUAUCAAUAUAUACAGUCAGAUUUUCUGAUUCAGAUUAUUACCCGCAGACCAUCGCCACUUAAGGUACACCAAUGACAAACAUAUAAAAAGUAAAUAAAUACGUUUAUCGAUUAACCUAAAUCAAUCCGUUUUAUGAAAAAAAAGCAAAAUUUCAUAUAAAUAAAUUAAUGGUUAGAAUUUAUUUACGACCUCGCCACAAACCGUAUCCGAACAUAUGUCAUUAUUAUUGGUUCGUGAUAUCAUUAUAAAUUAUUGUAAUAUUAUGCAAAUGCAUUUAUCUACUUACAGGAUCAGGUACAGUGUUGCCUAUAUUCUUCCUAUUUAAAAUUAAAUCAUUAAAAAAUUGAUUUUUAUCGUCUUUUAUUUACCCGUUGAAGAGUAUUAUUACUUUAUACUCCUAUUAAUAUGGCUUCCGAUUAUUUGUGUAUUGUACUCGUCAUAUAUAUUUCGUGUUUUAUGUAUAUAUGUAUACGGAAAGCCGUAAAACCUCGGAAUGUAUUUGCUCAGAUUGUAUAAUUCUAGAAUAAAGUUUAUUUUUACGAAAAAAGAAAAUUUGUGAACCGUAUAGUCACGAACCGUAAAAACCUAAAAUCGAAAAACAUGCAAAACGUAUUUGUACGGAUUGUUUGUUCUGGAACACUCGAACUGUAUUUUACUGAAAACCUUAUAAACCCGGAUUGUAUGUUUUCGGGAAAAUAAGUGUAGUCAUGGACCGUAUAAUUCCGGAAAACAGGUUUUUUCGAUCCGAAAUUAAAAACUGGAUUUCGCGAAAAAAAUAUAGGUGGUUACGCGUACUGUUGCCAGUCCCAAUCGCUUAUUACCAAACCCUGUUCAGACUGUAUCAUUCUAUAUUACAAGACACUCAUUAUCUCGGAAAGAAUAACCUUUUUUCAGAUUUUUUUUUUUUGACAACUUAUGAAAAUAAUAGCUUUAAGGAGCUUUAACGAGAAUAUUACCAUUAUUUUAGUCGCUCUUAUUUAAUAUUUUUGCAGCUGAAAUAAAUCCUUUUGAUUUUCAAACGAUCUUGUAAUUUUUUUUAAUAACAAAUAUUAAAGCUUGUUGAUGCUAGUUUUUUAAAUAUUUUUUAUUUCAUCGCCAAUCUACUAGCUGAUGCCCGUUUAAAAUGAGCUAUUUAAAGUAUUGGGUAGUAUCAGUUGAAUUUCCUUUCAGAAAAAGAGCUAUCAUUGUAAAUUGGAGUAAAAUUGCUGAUAAAAAAGUUGUGCGUAAAAAAAAAAGACCAUAAUACAUUUUAUUAAUACCUAUAUUUCAUACAUUUUCCAUUUUUCUGAAAUUUUAUCCCGGUUUUUCGCAGAUAUUAUGAAAAACACUUGAAAAAUCAAAAUAUUACCUCCUUAAAGUAGCAUGUAGAUAAAAUUUCCUUUCAGAAAAGGUGCCCACACUUGAUACAUCAGAAUAAGAUUUCUAGUAGAAAAGUUUAUACAACAAAUCAAUAGUUUUCGAUUAAAAUAGUCCGAGCGAACGAUAACUAAAGACCCUAGGUACACCUAAAAUGUAUUUGUUUUUCCCGGUUUAAGUAAAAGGGAAAAAUAAAUGUACAACAUUUUUUUCGAAACUCGGGUUUGAACUCGCGAUUUCUAGGAUGACAAUUGGUAGUUUUUACCAUAAGACUACAGUAGACAUACUUUAAAGAAAAUAAUAUAUGUUAUUUAACAUAUGUAACAUAUUAUAAUAUAAUACCCGCAUAAUAUCAGAACUAAAGAGCUAUAAUUUCAAAACUUAAUCCGCUCAAUUUUAACUUUUCCAUCAUUCUUAAAUCGGCAAUGUACAUAAUAUGUUCGAACAAAAAAUUGAAAAUUAAAUUAGAUUUUUCCCACCUAAUUUUUUUAUUCAAAACAAUUGUCAUUAAAAUUUGAUAUUAGAAUUCCUUUAUAAAAAAAAAAUACUACAUUAAACUUAAUUUUUGUUUUAACACAAAGUAAGACUUUUAAUGAACCUCUUGAAAAUUUAUUCAACCAUUUCUAUUAAGUCUAACAAUAUUAUUGUAGAGUACCUACUGAAUAAAAAUUACGUACAAAACUCAAAAUUAAAACGUCUAUAAAUAGCUUAAAAAUGGCUUAAUUCUUUUGAAAACUUUACCACAUCUAAAGAAGGUAAAUUUAAGUUUUCUGUUCAAAUUUUAAGUCCAUAUAAAUAUGAAUAUUUUUAACUGAAUUUCAACAAAUGAUAAAAUUGUGUGAAAAAAAUUUUUUAAACUAUUCAAAAUUUGAAAAAAAAAAUUUGAAACCCGUCUCUAAUCCCCUGAUUAUAUUAUAUAGUGAGUAUUUUAUAUAUAGUGUAGUAUAUUAUUAUAAAAUCAAUAUAACAUCAUUAAUAGGAUUUUUUCCACAGUAAAGUUUAGGUGAGUAUGUAAAAAAAAUAUUUAUUACAAACACCUGUAAAAUUGGUCUCUUGAUGAAAAAUUAAUUUGGUUUUUUUUUCCCACAGCGACAGAACGGUGAGCGUUUGGGAUUGGCAACCCGGACACGGUUUUGUGGAAAAAUAUUAUUCGCCAUUGACGCACCAUAAAUACAUGGUAACUGACGUACACUUUGAUAGCGAUGCGACCAUUUUGGCCACGUCGUCUUUAGAUGGAAACACCAUAUUAUGCGAUGUUGAAGUAAGUCUAAACUUCGGGUAAAAACUCACGUACUUUGAAUAAUGUCCAAAAAUGUCAAGUGAUAAUUAGGGCCCGGAUUUCAAUGCAUAGUGCUGUUCUAUAAAACAAUGAAUUCCAAUUACCUUUAUAACUUUUAUAUACUAGUAUACAUACACUUUUUUUGUAUUUUUUGUAGUUUUUUUUUUACCGUUUCUAAAUCAAUCCAGUAAUAUACGUACAUUACGGGAAAAAUAAUUUUGACUUAUGCCUAUAUCUAUAUAAUUAGAAAUACUAAAUUAUAAAAGAAGUAUUUUUAUAGUUAGAUUAGUCAUAUUAAAAAAUAUUUAUCCAAAUUUUCUUUCAUAAAUUCGAGUAAUUAUAAUAUAUUUUAUAUUGUUGGGAAAAGAAAUAUUGUAUUCUACUGUAUAACGAUAAUGUUUUUAAAAUAUUUGUAAUUAAAUACCUAUUUAAUAAUUUUAGAUUUACUAAUAUUUAAUUUGCAAUAAUCAUAGUGGCUCAGUCAGUUAGGUGUUAGGAUAGGUAGGGUCCCGGUUCGAUAACCGUCACCUAAUUUUUUUUUUAAAAUUAUUUGUAUGAUCCCUUUUCGACGUUAAUUUCGACGUUUUUGUUGGUUUAACGCCUGAUAAAUACUGAUUAGUAUAAUUUAUACAAUUUUGUAUAUAUUUUAUAAAUACUUUAUUGGUAAUAUUGUUAGAUAAUGUAGUUAUAGCUACCUCAACAAUUCAAACUAAUCUAAAUGGUUAAUGGUUAAUUUAAUUAUAAUGUAUGGUUGUCACUAUUCCAUAUUUUAAUUUCGGUAUAACCAUAUAUGUAAAUAGAUUUUUACCCAAACUUUUUAAUGUGUAUAAUAUUGAUAUUUUCAAAUUAAAAAUUACUAAACUGCAAUUAUACUUUUCAACCAACUAUUUUUGUACGGCUGUAUUUAUCUUAAUUCAAGAUAAGAUUUAUAAAUUAAGUCGGUAUAUUUCUUAAAGGCGGACAAAGAAAAAAAUUUCGAUAGAGGUAUUGAAAACAUAAAAAUUAAUACCGUUAAUAAGUAAUAACUUUUUGUGUCAUUUUUAAUUCUACAUUUGAAAUAAUACAAAUCCCAUAUAAGUAAUAUGUAAUAUAUAUAAUUUUUAAAUAUUUUUUUUUUUGUGAGAAGUUGGUGUUAGCCACUGGUACUUAUUAUUUAAAUUAUUACCAAUAAACCGUGAAUGAAAUUGAGGUUUCAUAAAAAUUGUUUUAUGAGUUCGAAAUUUUGUAAAACCACUAUAUAACUGAAAGUAGUAAUUUUAAAAUUACGUAUUUUACUAAUUUCGUUUUAAAAUCAAUCGAUUUAGAGAAAUUUCGCUAAACUUUUAGACCUUAUUCUUGGUUGAAAACAAGUACAUACAUUUUUUAUAAUAACUCAAAGAUUCUUUUACUCAGUGUCUUUACCCCCUCCUUUCUGAAAAAAAUGUCUAAAUACGUCCCUGUCGCCAAAUUGUUUUUCUUUACACAUGAAGCGAAUUUGUUUUCAAUAUAAAUUUGUUUUGACUCGAAUUUUAAAUUCACACCGACACGGACAACAUUGAAAUAGAUAAUAUUAUUAGGUAUUAUCGUUAGAUACCUAUGUUUUCUCCACGAUUUAACCGUUCAACAAAAAUUAUGAAUUAUUACAAUCACGUUUACGGAAUCGUACCAUGUAUUCCAAUUUGUUGCCAAUAUUAGAGUAUUAACAUAUGUUAACACUGUAUUACAUUAUAUUAUAUUCAACGCAUAAGAAUUAUUAUUGGCUUUCUCUACUUCUGAUCGAUUUUUAUAUUUAUUCUAUUUUGUUAAUUUAAAUAAAAAUUCUUGUCGUAGAUUUCUACGUCUGAAACAGGUAUAUUAGCAUUAAAUACUCGAAUAACUAUGUAAUACUGCAGUACACUAUAUUUGAUAGUCAAAAUAUUAUCCUAUAAUAACAUUGAAUUGUGUGUGAUUUAAUAAUAUUUUUGAUUUCGUGGAAUAUUUAAUAUUGCAUACUAUACCCAUGUAGAUAUAUUCGAUGAUUUGAUUUAUCAUUAUCACGUGCAAACAAUAAACAAUAGUUAAAUAUGUUCAUUUCCAUUUUAAAUGUGUUAAACUACACUGUGCACAAUCGUUCAAAUAUUAUACUAUUUUAACACUGCACUCGUGCAUAUUAUGUUUUCAUAUCAUAAUAUUACAGUACUGUAAACACGUAAUUAUUAUUAUUAUUAUUACAGGUAUAAAAAACUUUUUGCCAUUGAAGUCAUAGUAUACAAAAUGUUAUUUAUUGUAUACCGUACAAUUAACAGUAUUAUAUACCAUUUGAUGAAUCAUUACACUAAACUUGUCAUAAUAUGUUGUGUACUAUAUUAUAUUAUGUAUAAGUGCCUAAAUAAUUUAAAACUAAUUAUUAUCAUCAAGUUCCAUUAAACCUCGUCCUUGACAUUUAUUUGUAUAUCAUUUAGUAUUAUAUAGAUACGUUUUAUGUCCUAUACCGCCAUACAGGUACAGAUUUUAAUUGCUUCUUUUUUUUUCUUCAUAAUAAUAAAAUGCAGUAGGACUUCGCUAAUCGGACUUAUAUGGGACCAGGGUUUGUCGGAUUUUUGGUGUGACCAAAAAAAGAAACGACGUUCAACAAUUAAUGUUAAAAUGUACGCAUGUUUAGUGAACGUUUAAAAUUUAUAAAUACGAUACCGUAACAUUCCGUUACAUCGUUUCUAUACUUAUCAAGUUUUUUUUAUUUUUGAUUUUUCAAUUCAUUUUAAAGUCGUAUGCUUACAUUUUACCACUUUAGACAUUGCGAACAAACUACGAAUAACAUAAUGAACGUACAAAUAAAUAGAUAAUUAAUUUAUCUAACGAAAAAUUAAGAACUGACGAGUUAUAACGGUAUUUAAAUAGAUUAAGUGUUAUAUUAUCGGAUAUAUAUAUAUUGUGAGUUUUUAAACCAUAUCAGGUAUGUUGUAUUAAUAAAGUACCAAUUUUACAAAUUACAUUUUUCGUGUAUAAAAAGAAGAAGGAAGUGUCAGAUAGUACCUUAGUAGGUUGUCGAACUAACGGGAAUUGAAUUAAUGAGGUUUUAGUGAGGUUACAGGAUGUUGCAUUGUUUUUAUUAUAGAUGAAUAAUUCUAAAUGCAAUUUUAGAUUGUGAGUGGAGCGAGAAAUGUAUUGGUUUUACAUUCAUUUUUUUUUUAUCUGUAAACAGUUCUGCUAUAAAUCUUGCUCUGGUUUACAAGUGUAGCACUUUUUCUAAAAGUAAAUCAGACUGGAAAGAUACUUUAAGGAGGUCAUUUUUUGAUUUUCCCAGGAGUUUUCCUGAUUAUAAAAACCAGGAAAGAAUAUGGGAAAACCGAAAAAAUGUAGGAAAAACGGGAAAAUAGCUAUAAUAUUAAAUAAAUAUUAUUAAAGAACGUAUAUAGUUCAUAUGUAAUUAUUUUACCAAAAUAUGACAUAUAUAUUUUUGACAAAGCAACACUAUCAAGUAAACUACGCUCAGAAUAGUUUUUUGUUAACAAUGGUUAAUCGUUUCUUACAGAUAUAUAUAUUAAAUUACCUAUAACAAUUAGCCAUAGCUUAUAAUUAUUUCAAACUGAAAACUCGUAUACCUAUACUAGCUAUUAUGCUGCCUAAAUACAUAUAAGAAGGUUAAAUAAAUUAUUGUUGAUAAUAAUAAACGUUAUAUUUUUGUUUGGAUGUUUAAUAAUGAUUGUGUAAAAACAAAAAAUGCAUAUACUACUCGUAAACUAUAAUGUACUUUCGGAAUUAUUGGAAAAGAAAUACAAAUAUUAUAUUCCGUUCACGUGCAUUAUCGUAAAAUUUUGUAAAAUACGCACAAAGUAUAAAAAUUCGCCAAUAAUUAUAUUCUUGGCAUUACCUAGAGAAACUUACAAAAAUUCGACGUUUUUAAAUUCAGUGAACAUUGUUAUGUUUUAUUAUGUGACUAAUAAAAAAUAAUUCAAAUAUAAAAUAUAUGACUAUAACAUAUUCUUAUAAGUAGUAAAAUUAUAAUUAUUAUUCAUAAAUAUAACGAUAAAGCACUCAUAUAAAAUAGCAUGAUGCUUAAAAUCGUUUUAGUAUUGCACAAUUUAUUUUGAAUAUGGAAUGCUCUCCGCACUACUCAGCUUAGCCUUACGAUAUUCUUGGUCUUGAUUCCUUGCGAAUGAUCAGAGAAGACAAGAUAACUCGCUAUAAGUACUUACGUUAAAUAACUUGUAUUAAUACGGUUAUACUGAUUCUCUGACCUUUUUUUCAGAAGACCAUACUAUCUAUCUUUGCACUUCAUUCGUUUAAUAUCACCUUUUGCCGCACCCUUAAAUUUACAAAUUAACAUUUCUACUGACUAAUUAUUUCUAUCAAUAAUAAAAUACAUCAUUUUUGUUGAAUUUUGCCCAAAAAAUAGAGAUUAUUGCACUGUAAAUUGUGUGUGUUAAAUACCUAUUUGUGUCCUUCCUAUACUUUUGUAUAUUUUUAACUCCCUCUGGACCAAAUGAGCUCAAACUGGAGACAUUUUUGUGGGGGGUUUUAAAUCAAAUCAUUUAUUAUUUUUGUUAAAAACGUAUUUAGCACUUAAAUUGAAAACACUUUUGGUUAAUUUAGUGAGGGUUGAAUCUCCAAAGCUCCCACCCCUUAGAUACGGCCUAGUUUUCAGUUACUCCAUAAUUCAUAAUUAUAUAUGAGGCAUAUAACAUGGCUAAACAAAAUAAUUGUUUUCGAAUAUAAUUAUGUCAUUAGAUUUUGAUAAUAAUUUAAUUUCUAUUGUAUAAAUUACAGACGGGACGGAUUAUACACACGUUCGUCCAAAAUAGUUGUGGUGGCAUUAGAUCGUCGUGUUUCAUGGGAAAUUAUAAAUAUUUCGUAUCCGCCGGUGACGACGGGACAAUGUGCGUGUGGGACGUUUUUAGAAGAGUGCUGGUCAGGUUUGUCUUAAAAAAAAAGUAUCAUAUACCUAAUUAGUAAUAGUUAUAUUUCGUGGCUAAAUUCCGACCGGUAUUAUAUAUGUUCGAUAUAUUUUGUGAUACUUUGAUUGAAAAAAAACGGUAUUUUUUAAAAUUUUAACGAUGUAUUGUUAAGACCCGGAGGUUUUUCUUUGUAAUAUUAUAUCAUAUUGUAUACGAAGUAAAUUUUACUUUCAAUAGUUGACGUGAAAAACAAAUACAAAAACUGUAUACAGUUGUAUAAUACAUAACAACAACGUUCCGAAUAAAAAAUAUCAGUUUAUUUUUAUAAAGUAAGUUAGGUACCAACAUUAUUAUUGUAAAAAUAUUAAUUUUACAAGUAUAAUAUUGUUUACUGAAAAAUAUAUUAAAAGACUUAAUACUAGGUUUAAAAGUAAAUAAUUUAGGAAAAGAAAAAAUAACGGAAAAUAUAAUAUAAUUAAAACACGCAAUUAAAGUAUAACAAUCUAGGUUAUUGAUUCAAAUCGCGAUGCUCUGGUUUCAAAAAUGACACCGUUUAUGAGUUUUAUUUUUAAAAUAGUAUCGUAUAUUUAAAAACUUGUUGAAUAAGUACCUACUGAAUUUAAAAUUAUAUAAGGUAUGUAUAUUGUAUAAUGAUACCAAACUGUUUUGAAUUAUUAAAUUCACCAAUGUCGAUUUCAAUUUUCAAAAAUGUAAUUAAGUAUAAAGUAGCUCGAUUAAAAAUAGAACAAUAGAAAGUUUGAACGUAAAUCUUACAAUUAAUACGGUGCCUACAGUAGGUUUUGAUAAAUUUCUUACAUUUUAGAUUUGGAGCGUAGCAAGGGAUCUAUUGAUUUUACUAUGAUGCGUAUUUUUUUAUGUCUAUAAGCAAUUUUUCUACCAUAAAUCUUGCUCUGAUGUUAAGAUUGUAGUACCCUUUCUGAAAAGAAAUUUGUUCUAGUUUAUGUAUUAGAUAGAUCAUAUUUUGAUUUUCCAAGGGGUUUUCAAAAUAAUUGGGAAAAACUGGAAAGAAAAUUAUAGGUAAAAUGGCAAAUAUUUACGGCGCAUCGUGGCGUUACGGAUUUCAUUGUUUUUAAUCUUUGUAAACUAUAUUUUUUUCCAGAAAUAUUGCUCAAAUAGAAAAAUUACAAGAAAUCGAUUUCGUUUCUUUUAAUAUAAAGCCACUUACAAUGAAAUUUGUUUUUAGCAUCCAAUGUAGUUUUAAAAAUACGAAAAAUAUGAUUUUUUUAAAUUACGACGCAACGGUAUCAUUAUUUAAAAUUGUUGAGAUUAUUAUUUUUUACCAAUAAUCUAUAUCCGAAUUUCAAGAAUAGCAUAUUUUCUGAAGGUUUAUUCGGCUUAACAAAGCAGAAGAUUCGGUUAAUUAAAGGUCCUAAAAAUAUAUUUGUAAACACUAUUUAAUAUUGAAUUUGAUACUUGGUUCACGGUGUCAAUACAAAUGUUUGUAUUAUAUAGGUAGGUAGGUACCUACCUAAUAAAAAAAAAAAAAAACCCCAUCAAACUAUUAAAAUAGAAUUCGUGUACACAAUGAAUAAUAAAUUAAAAAGAAGUAUAAAAGUUUAAUAACAUAGGUAAAUCAAAACACCCUUUUCGGCUAGUAUAAUAAUGUUUAAAAUCGAUUAUAUUUGAUACUUUUAAUAUUAAACAAUUUUGUUAUGUUGUUAUGAAUGAAAAAUUAUAAUAUAAAUAUUAUUAAACAUUAUUUACAUGCAUUUAGACAUUGAUGUCAUUUUUAAAUAGUUUAUUGAAAAAUCGAUUUUGUCUUUUCCUUGUUUUUACCUGUUACCUAUUAUGAUAUUUUGUUUUAUCAACAUGUUGAAAUAUGUUAUAAUGUCUAUAGGUGUUCCGACAUUUCCUAUAUAUUAAAUAUAUGAAUAAGCUAUCAGUUUAUUGAUGUCAUAUCAAUACAAAAAUACUAUAAUAUUUUUGUGGUCAUGAAUAUUGGUCUACACUAUAAUAAAACCAACCAUAAAAAGGAUUACAUCCGCUGGUGGUCAGGAUUAGAUAGGCCUUCAGUUGUCCCUACCUGUUGUAAGAUGUGACUAAAAGGAAUCUGUAAUUGGAUAGCAAUUCUUACAGAAUUGAUUUUAGUAGAUGCAGAUUAUAUUUAUAUAGGUUACUGUGCAAGUAACCUAGUAAAAGUAAAAACAAAUACAAAAAAUAAUAGCCAAUAGAUAUAGAAGCCAUAUAACAAGAAAAACACCUCAUAAACAUUUCAUAGUAACAGCAAUGAUCAUGAAGCUCUCUCUAAAAUUUCCCUAAAGUAAAAUAAUCCUCUAUUCUAGGUGGGGAUUACAAGAGAGAAAGGAGUACUUAGUCAAAAGAUUUUUUUAUAUAAUUUGGACGAAUUUAGAAGUAGGUAUAUUAAAAUACUUAAAAAAAAGAACUAAUUGAAUGAUAUAUAUGUUCGAAAACGAGGAUUAUUACGAAGGUAUGUUAAACUAAACCGGUCGAAUUAAUUUUUUUGUUUUAUUCUUGAUUUUUCUACACCACUUGUCAAAAACCUUGGAUAAGCUGAUUCGUGAUUUUUGAUUUUUCAACAAAAAAAUAUUUGAAAGUCUUUAAAACACAAAGUUAUUAUUUCAUCGCCCAUCAACCAAAAUAAAACUUUCUUUUCUCAUAUCGUUGAGAAUAUAAAUUAUGAAAUACGACGUAUAUUAGGUGAUAUUUACACAAUCAAUACUUUUUUAGCCAUCCCUUCAAGGCUAAAGAAUGUUGGAAAAUAAAACUAAAAAAUUCCUUCACCGUGUCUCAAAUUUCAGUCGUUUAGAUGUUAAUAUUAAUAGAUAUUAAUCGGAUACGAUAUUAAUAUUAUCUUUGUUCGAUUUAGUUCAGAUUUUAGAUAUAGCGUGACCGAUUAACGUUUUCUGAAUACACUAUUAUUAAGUAUUGUAUUACUGUAAUAUUAUAUACAUUAAUUAUAGUCAUAUUGAGUGGCACACCAUUUGUUUUAUAAAACUGAACACUUCUUUUCUAGAUUUGAAAUAAUGUCAUUUUGUUUUCAAAAAUCAAAAUUAUUAAAAUUACAUGAACCGAUGUCCAUAAAUAAUUGUCUAAAUAACUUAAGACCGAGAACGUUAUGUUUCUGAAAAUUGUUGAAACUGAUAUACUAUAAUGCCCUACCUAACACACUCCACCCAAUUCAUGAAAUUAUAAAUAGCUAGGCCAAUGCAGUUUUUAACAAAUAAUUACCGAUGCCAAUGGCAUGAGCGUACCCAAUGGGAAGCAGAGGGGACGCUAAACAUUAAACAAUAAACAUACUAAAUAACAACUAAAUAUAUUACAAUGCAAUAAAUAUGUUUAAAUAUGUAAUAUCUUUUUCCCGAAAUUAUUUCGUAAAGUAUAUUAUAGUUGUGUAGGAUAUAAUAAUUUUUACUUAGUUGAGUUAAUAACGCAUAGGUGCAACGAAAUAUUUUAUUAGUUAUAUAAGUUUUCAAUUUUAAAUAUAGUAUAGUAUAGUAGUGUAUUUUAACGCAGCUAAUGUGGAAUAGGGCUAAAGCCAAUUGACCUCUCCUGGAUACACUAUACUACCCAGAGCAUUUAAAUAAACGCAUUUAAAUGAGAAAGAUAGUUUGUGUCCAGAAAUCUUUUCCUAAAUUAUAAUAAUAGAAUAUUUAACCAAAUAGGAUAACUAUUUUGCUAUUUAGCAAGGCGUGUUGAAUAGGCAAUUUAGUUACAUUACCCAUUUAAGUAUCUGAACAGUGAAUACAUUAUAGUAUUAUAUUAUAUUAAAUUUACACAAAUAUUUUUGCUUACUUCCAUAUUUUAAUGUUCUUUUAAUCGAUUCUCAACACUAAGACACGUAUACAUUACCAGGAUAAAUAGGUUUUAUACAAUUUGUUUUAUCGAAAAUUCGAAAAGUAUAUUUUUAGAUGAAAUAUUUACAUUGCAGUUAUUUGAGAUUUCGGUAUCAAAAUUAUGUGUAAAGGUACAUCAUCGUAUAUGUUAUUUGAAAGUCUCACGUAUUUUUUUAAAAACUAUUGUAAAUGUAUUGAAAGUUUUGAUUAGGUUUUUACCUAAUAUCUGCAAUCUUCUUAAACGUGCUAUUGCGUGAAAAAUAGUUCAACUUUAAUGGAGUUUUUUUAUUUUAUUUAUAUUUGCAGGAUAAUAGUUGGACACGAAGAGGCGACGUCGAUGAUAUGCUGUUCGAAGGACUCGAGAAUAAUUUUAACGGGUGACACGACGGGAGUAGCCAAAGUAUGGUCAGUCACCGAACUUAUCGACUCUGCCGCCUUCGAUAAGAUUACACCUCUGUACGUGGUGUUCGAUUGUCAUGAUAUGGGCGUCAAUUCCGCUGAUAUAUCGCCCAUCACCACAAUAACAAGUGCGUAAAUGCUGUUGUGUCUCUGGAAAAUAAUUAUAAUCUUAAAAAAAAAAAAAAAUCUAUUAAAAACACGCGAAUAUUCAUAUUAUCAUUAUAUUAUUAUUAUACUAUUUUGGCUUUUUGGAUCAAAAGUGGUCACUUAAAAAAAAUACUAGGCCAUAUGGAACUAAAAUUAUAUAAAAAUAUUUAUUUUUUACUGAAAUACGCAAAGAAAAAAUGAAUAUUUUUUUUUUUUCAUUUUUACCCAUAAAACUUAAACAUUAUGAAUUUUCAACAUUUCAAACACAAAUAUUUUUGAGAUUUAAGUAAAGUUUUCAAAAGAUGUGCAUUUAUAAUAAUGCAACAGUAAAUUAAUGUAUUUUUUUAUAAUUUAAUAUUAUUUAGGGUAUUCGCCUGAAAGGUACCUUUCAAGUCAUCGAUAAGUCUCCAAAAAUAUAAAUUUUCUUCUUUUUUUUAUGUGUUUUUUUUUUAUCGCCUUAUUGUAUUGAAGUAUUUAAUUUCAAACUUGAAAAAAAUUAUCUAUACAUAUUAGACACUUUUUACGAAUUCGUUCCUAGAUUAAUUAAAUUAAAACCUACACCAAAAUGUAUGGAAAAUUCAAAAGGAACUUUGCCUCCUCCUCUAAUUUGAGCACUAAAUUUGUAUAACGAGUGACGAUUCGAUUGUCAUGAUAGCCAGGGGAAAGGUGUACACCAUGCUGACUUGUGGUAACGACCACUUGGUGAAGAUAUGGCAACUCACCUUGUGGAAGACGGCCACAUGCUCACAUCAGUGCACCGUAGAAAUGGUCCGGCCGCUUAAGGGUCAUUCAUCGUCGGUGACCAGUUUGUGCUUUGACGAAGCUGGGAAAAUGUUCGCGUCCACUUCCAUGGACAAGACUACCAGACUAUGGCGAGUAAUUGAAAAAAUUUUAAUUUUUUAAAAAACCGAAAUAUUUAAAUGUUUAAAUUCAUUAACAAAGUAUGCAGGAGGAUUUUUUUUAUUGUAAACUAGCAAUUAUUUUGGAGGAUUUUAAGUGAAUUUGAUUUUUGUUUUUUUAAUCAUUGUAGAAUCGUCUAAGCUUUAUUUUAAAAAAAUAUUUUAAAUUUUUACCCUUACUCCAUAUAUACCUUAAAUAAGUACAUACUUUUUUUUUAAAAUAGUAACUUACUUUUAUGGACACAGAUUCGAAUAGAGAACAUAAUUUUUUAAAUUUUAGUAUGUAUAAUAAUAUAUCAGAUUUACCAUUUAUGAGUUAUAACCAUUUAAAGUUUAGACCGGAGGAGUAGGAAAGAGUUAUCAAUUUAUCAUUAGGUUUAUAAUUUAUUAUCUUUCCCUAAUCUUGUGGUUUAACUUUACACGAGUAUAACUGAUGAACGGUAAAUCUGAUAUUAGUGUUAUGCAUUCUAAAAUUAAAAAAAUAUAUAUAUAUAUAUAUUCGAAUCUAUGUAUUGAAAAGGGGGGUUUCUUUUUUAAAAACAAAAACAUAUACUUAUUUAAGGUAUAUGGAGUAACGGUAAAAAAAUGAAAAUAGUUUUAAAAUAAAACUUAAAUGAUUCCAUAAUGAUUAAAAAAAGAACAAAAAUCAAAUUCACUUAAAAUCCUCAGAACUGAUGGUUCAUGAUAAAAAAAAAUUAUUCCAUAUUAUUAUAAAAAAUCAGCGUUUAGAAAAUUCCUUUUAAAAAUUAAUGCGUUCCCAUUCAAAUUCCGGAGUUAAUAAAAAUUAAUGCUUACUAUUUCACGUGUAUAUGCUUUCACGUAUUCACCCGAAAUUUCACAUUAAUUUCUAUAAAACUGUAAAUUUGAUAAAUCGUUUCUAGUGUACAUCCCCGCGAUCGUUUCGUCGCCAACAUUUUACUGCGAUAUAUUUCGCCGCCAACUUUUCGUCGCGAAAUGAUUUUUUUUCGUUUAAAACCUAGCGCUGUGCCUUGGUUAUUUUUCAACGUACGCUAGUGUGAUCUUCAUUGAUAUGUUAUGGCGAGAUUUUGUCUGGGUGUGGUUUUGUCUGGCAGAAUUUUGCCCAGGCGUGAUUUUGGCGGCGAGAUUUUGUCCGGCGAGAUUUUGGCGACGGGAUUUUGUCCGGACACUCGUAUACAUACAUGUUAAAUUCAUGUGUAUCAAUAAUUAUACGUGAAUACAAUUGUUUCAUUCGCUUGUAUACGGAAUCCGUGUUCACGUACAUAUUAAUUCAUGUUUUAAAUUUAGACCUCUAAUAAAAAUAAUUUAUUCUCAUUUAUCAACAUUUUGAAUGCAUUCUAAGUGUAUUGAAAAAAGAAUAAAUCCUUUUUUGUUUAACUUAUCUAUUUUAAUUGAUUACCAAGCAUAAAAAAAUAGUAAACCCUAAAAAUUUACUUUGUUCAUUGACUAAACAUUUAUGCAAAUUUUGCAUUCACAGUCUAACAUAAACUGCAUUCUUUAGCAUUUACUUUUUUUUAAAAAUGAAUGUAUUUAUGAAUUCAUUGAAUGCAUUAUUUCCAAUACACUGAUAAAAGUUGGUUGAAUACGCUUAAACAUUUUUUUUACAAGAUGAUCGAGCCGAACGACGCAGUUUGCCUGAAAGUAUUGGAAGGUCACACCCGUUAUGUUAAUACCUGCGGAUUUUCUCGAGACAAUCUACUGUUCGCAACUGGUAAAAAAUUUCAAUUUGAAAAUAGUAAAAUAUCAUAUACCUAACUAUCUAUUCUUUACCUAUUCUUAUUAAUACAAUAUUGUUAUCCAUUACGUGUACGAGGUCUGGCUAUUAAAUAACGAGACUGCUAAUGAAAAAUGGUUUUAUUUUAAAAAUUAUUCCUCAACCAAAUGUUCCCCUUCAAUAUACUCUCCUCCCCUCUUCACCCACCGUUUCGUUUUUUCCAUUGCUCGAGGCAGUGCUGGAAGUCUGUUUUCGUAAGACCAUUCAGGAGUUCCGCCGAUUUUUGUUUCACCUCUUCCAUCGACUCAAACCGGAUUCCUUUUAAGGCAGACUUUAUCUUCGGAAACAAGUAAAAGUCGCAUGGUGCCAAGUCGGGUGAGUAAGACGCGUGUCCGAGUACUGGAGUGCCUUAAGCGGCCAAAUAACGCNUCCUGGUGCAAGAUCCACGACUUGUUUUUCCACAAUAUCGACCGUUUCUUACGAACUCAUUCGCGCAAUGUUGCCAAAACUGUCAAAUAGUAAUGUUGGUUCACAGUUUGACCCUCUGGAACCCAUUCAGUCAUCACGAUGCCGUUGAUAUCGAAGAAAACGAUCAGCAUGGUUUUGAAUUUGGAUUACGACUGAAUUGGAUUCCGGUGCACUCUCGACCUUCAGAAAAUAAUUUAUGCCACUCAAAAACACGCGCCCGAGAUAGGAAAUCCUCACUAUAGGCCUCUUUUAACAACUUAUAGCACUCAGUUGGAGUUUAUAUUUAAAAUUUUACGUUUAUCCGUUGCUCAUGGUUUUCGUCACACAUCGUUUUCGGCAAGAGAAAAAAACAUAUUCGUUUCUAAACGCUACAGAAAAAAUACUAAUGCACUAACAAAAACCCAAUUUCGUACUGGCAUAAUAGACACUUCCAGCUAACCAGCGCUGUAUUCGUUUUUCCCCUAAUCUUUUUGGAACGCUCUCUGCGCGCGCAGUCUCGUUAUUUAAUAGCCAAACAACGUAGUUCAUAUUAUUUAUGUUGGAUUCAAUUUUUUUUUUUUAACAAAAUGUGAAUCUAGAAAAUGUGUGUCUUUUACAUUAAAAUCAUGUCACAGGGUCCAAUGACAAGUCGGUUAUUAUAUGGGAUGUGAAAGGAGAAUUAGAUUUGUAUGCUAAACUGGACGAUUCGGAAGUAAGUAAUACAUACAUAAAUAUGUGGCGUUUGAUGAAAAUAUACUCAUAUUAUAUAAUUUUUGUUAAAUUAAAAAAUUGUGUUUUAGGAAAUCGAAUCUAUGGAAAACACGGAAAAUGAUAGAAGUCCGGUAGAAGUGACACUAAACGAGAAAUUGAACAGGUUCACGAACGCGGUAAAUUCGUGCGAUUUCGGCAUCAAAUACGAACACCUCGUGGCAGCUGGCAGGUAUACAACAAUAAUGAGUACUGAUAUUAUAAAAGCCGAUUUUAAAGGGCCGGGAGGUUUUUAAGAAAUUAUUAGAUAUUAGCACUUCCGGGUUUCCAGAUAAUCAAUUUAUGCGUUUUGUUUUCAUGUGUGUGUGACGUUUAAGCGACAAGGUCAUCAGGGUUUGGAAUUUUCACGAAAACGGGCGAUCCGAAGAGUGCAAAAGUUCGCCGUUGCGGGUUCACAACUACUCGGUGCAACAGAUUGUCGUCUCGCCGUGUUCAUCGUACAUGGCGUCGUGUUCGUUAGACGGGACAACCAUUAUUUGGGAACUGAACGUAAGUAUUGGCCAAUGUAUAUUAGAUAACAUGAUAUUGUGUGAAACGUGCAGAAUAUAUAUUUAAAUCAACCGUAUAUACAUCAAAAACCAGUAAAUACUAAUACCGUCAAAGAGAUUUCAAAUUUUUUCUGCUGUUUCUCGAGUCUGAGAUGAUGAAAAAACUUAAAUAAGAGAAUUUUAGCCAACAGAAAAAAAAUUGAAUACAAUUAAUAUAUUAAAUAAAAAAUAUUUAAAUUUUACUUUAGAAUAAAUUUACAAGUAGAUGGUCUCUUGUUAAUAUCGUAAGUAAUUUGUGUGUAAUCAUGAUAUGUAUUUAAAAAAUAUGGCAUUCACGUAAAACAGAAAAAAAUAGGUACCAUUAAAUGUUAUUUUCAAUUUAAAGCACCUACGGAGUAUAAAUGUGUAGUCGACUACUAGUUACUGCUACUUCACUCAUAAUUUAACUUACAAUGGAACUUCUUCUUUUAUUGUCUUAAUAUCGCCGUAUCAUAUUACAAAAAAUGAAUUUCACACUUCCCUUUUUCAUUACCUAUUGUUUUACAUCUUCUGUUUUAUCAUAGAAAACCAUUGGUAUCACACAACUGGUUAAAAUAAUGACUGAAAACAAAAAUCUAACUAAAAAAAAAUAACUAUUCACACCCUUCAUUUGAUAAUCACUAGCGAAAAAUAAAAAUAUUGGACGGGACAAAUCAAUAACCUAUAUAAGUAACUUGGUUGGCAAAUAAUAUUAUUGCCGUAUGGCAUAGCGAAAAAUAAAAAUAUUGGACGGGACAAAUCAAUAACCUACAUAAAUAACUUGGUUGGCAAAUAAUAUUAUUGCCGUAUGGCAUACAAGCCGAACAUAAUAUAAAAACUUAUAUUUUAUUUUAUUUUUGGGUGUUUAAAAAAUUGUACGACAGACUCUAGAACAAAAAGGUUCGUUGCAUGCCGAUUACGGAGGAGCCAGGUCCUGUUCGUUUUCCGGGAAUUCUAAACUCAUUGCAGUCGCCUGUGACAACGAAAUGGUUUACGUGUGGGCCGUGAAUACCUUGCAGCUUGUUGCGUAUGUAUAGUAGUAUUAUAAUAUGAUAUAAAUAUUAUAAUUUAUAAUAAAAUUGUAAUUAGAAAUGUUUUGUCAUACAUGAUACUGCCAUUAUACCUACUGGGAGUAUAAAAUGUUUAAAUUCAACUUUCUUAUUUUUCCAAAAUGUAUAGAAUAGCCAAUUUUCAAUUCUCGUUUUAACAAAGAAUUAUCAAUAAAAGGUGAUUUAUUAAUAUUAGCCAUAUUAAUUGUCUAUUUCGAAAAAAAAUGAGUCUAAAUAUAUAUUAUAUUAAGGAAUUUGGAUAAUUCAGGAAGAUAUAUUUGUUUUUACAAUAACUCUUAAUUGUAAUAUUUGAAAAAUAUUAAUAAAAGACAAUUUGCACUUGUUUACAAUAAUAUAAAUUAUAAAUAAUAAUUGUUAUGCUUAUGACUUAUAAUAAUAUUGAUUGUACGCAAUAAUUGUUGUUCUGACACGUCAUCGUAUUUUUAUAAAGAUGUCAAAAUAAUAAUUUAUUGUUUUAAUCAUAAUUUUGAUUUCGGUUGCAGGAAGCUGUCUGGAAACAACGAAGACGUAACUUGCGUAUCAUUCAGUCCCGAUUCACGUUAUUUAAUGUCCGGUUGCGUGGAAGGACACUUUAGAAUUUGGUCAGUGCACCCGAAAAAAUGCAUAGUGUCCAAUACGAGUACAAUUAUUCGAGAUAAUGCUCACGAAAUCGGUAUAACAAGCGCGGAUUUUGCAUUCAAAAGUAAACGAUUAAAAGUUAUAUAUUAUAACAAUAUAAUAUAAUAGGGGUAUAUAAUAUAAUCAAAAUAUUAUGGAUAAUAUCAAUUAGUGAGAUCCGAUUUUUGUACUUUUCACUUUUAGUUAUGUAGAAUAUUUUCGUAGGUAAAAGGUACUUAUAUAAAAUUACAGUUACUUGAAACGAAUGGUUUUAAAUCAAAAUAUCUCUAGUAAAAUAUAUUUCUGGUAAAAAAUGUCUUCUGUAAAACAUAUCUCCAGUGGAAAUAAUGUCUAUACUAAUAUUUAUAAGAUAUAUUUUAAUAAUAAACAAUAAAUAUAUGUACCUAUACAUAAUAUAAAUUAUUUUAAGAAAUCUCUCAGUAUAAACAUUUAUACAUAAAAAAAAAGACAUAAUUCGCAUGACACAUGUGCUACUAUUGUAGAUGAAAUAUUGGGAGGUAGGAUUUAUAAGAUAAUUCAAUGCAAUGAUACGCAUCGAUUAAUCAUUAUUAACAAAAAACGAUUCCAAGCGGGGUUCUAUUAUACAUGUUUUAAAAGGUUUUUGUAAUAUUUACGAUUUUAAUUAAAAUUUGAUUAUACAAUUCUUAUCACGAUGCAUAGACCAUUGUUAUAGGUUUGAAGUUUGGAAGGUAGAAUAGAAAUUUAAUCCAUAUCUGUACGCAACGAUUAACCAUGCAAAUCCCUUUGACGGUGAACAUGUUAAAAAAAUACAAAAUAUACAAAUUACAAUAUUAUCACAAAAAUAAUUAUUAAAUUAGUUGAAAAUUAUGCGAUUUAUGUGAUAUUUCUAUUUUCUAUAUUUAAUAAGUUAAUUUUUUUUUUGAGAAAAAUUGUUUAAAAACAUUUAAACAAAUUAAAGAUAGUNGUUUAAAAAAAUACAAAAUAUACAAAUUACAAUAUUAUCACAAAAAUAAUUAUUAAAUUAGUUGAAAAUUAUGCGAUUUAUGUGAUAUUUCUAUUUUCUAUACUUAAUAAGUUAAUUUUUUUUUUUGAGAAAAAUUGUUUAAAAACAUUUAAACAAAUUAAAGAUAGUACAUAUUAAAUGUGGGCGUUUGAAAGGAAAAAUAUCUUGAUCUAAAUUGACAUGGGACGCGCUGCAAAAAACCUGCAGGGUAUAAUAAGGUUACGCUACGGAAAAUAGAUUUAUUUAUUUUCAUUUUGUUUUUUAGACCCGUCCAAAAAACGAUCGUUAUUGAUGCUAACAGGUGGUAACGACGCAGUUGUAAAAACAUGGAAGUUACUAGAUGACCGAAUCGAUUUCAAAAUGAAGUUCGUGGGUCACGGCAGUGAUAUUACGUGCGUAAAAUUUCCGCGAAACAUUACUACAUUUUUGGCGUCUACGUCACUAGACAAGACCGCCAGAAUAUGGCAAACGGUUGGAACCAUAUAAAAUUUCAUUAUUUUUACUAUUAAGUAUAAGUAUGGGUACGAUUAUAAUACAAUUAUGGAUCUUUUAAAUCUGCAUCUAAAUCUUCUUCAGUUCUUAAUUUUUUAGCAAUAUAGAUAGGAAGUACCAUUGAUUUUAAUCUAAUUUUUGCACUACAUCCAAACACAGCUUUACUACAUUUUAUUCCAUCAUAUAAAAAUCGAUUUUUCAUUAAUUAGACAAAUUUUAGAUGUUCGUUCUAUUUUAGAUUCGGACUGUUGCGAGUGAUCUUUUGGUUUUAACACGGUGUGUUUUUAUAUAUAUUUUUUUUUAGAUGUUGUAUCCCUUAACAACUUUUCUACAAGAAUUCUUUCUCCAAAGUAUCAAGGGUAGCAUUUUUUCUAAAAGGUAAUUUUAUCUAGUGUGUGAAUUGAGGAGGUAACUUCUCGAUUUUCCCAGUGCUUUUCAUAAUAAUUGGGAAAAAUCGGGAAUAAAAAGUUAAUUUUAAAUAGUACUUUGUGGCCAAAAAGAAAAAAAGAACUUAUACUGGAGACGAAUGUGGCAAUUUUUGUAGGUUGGAUAUAUAAUUUUAUUUAAUACAUCUUUAACCAAUGAUAAACUAUUGCUUUGAUGAUAAAUGUUUUGAAAGACCAUACGUACAUGAUUUUCGUAAAAAUGUAAUUUUAAAACUCUUAUUAAAAAUGAAAAAUGCUAUAUUACACUCAUUUUUUUUUCACCACCAAGUACGACUUAUAGUUAAUCACCUAUCAAAUUUUCAAGCAUUUCUAUUUAGUUUCACAAUUUUAUUCAUGGAGUAACCAAAUAAAAAUUACGUAAAAAACUUACAAAAUUGAAAUGUUUAAAAAUAGCUCAAAAAUAACUCAAAUGUUUUGAAAAUGUUACCACGUCUAUGAAAGGUAAAUAUAAAUUUUCUGAGAAAAUUUGAAGUCAUUGCGAAUAUUUUUAUUGAAUUAUAUUAAAAAAGCAAAAUUUAAAAUAAUUACAGAAUUAUUUUCAUACCUUUUCCCGUUCUUUCUACAUAUUUUUCGGUUCUAUUCAAUUAUUAAAAAACUGCAAAGAAAAUCAAAAACAACUUAGUCACAAACUAAAAUUAAUAAUGCAACAAAAAAGGUCCCUCGUUGUUUUUUACUGGAACAAUAAUUUAAUAUAAAUUACGUUUUAAUUUUUUUUUCCCAAUUAUUAUAAAAACUACUUGAAAAAUGAUCCGUUGUCAGGAGAAGGCUUAUAGCUAUUGAAAUCUACUUCCUAUUGAAAGCAAGCCCCCAAAAUUUGGUUUUUAAGUAUUUUAUUAUGAAAAUCAAAUUAUUUUAAUUGAUUUAUGUAUAAUCUAGGUUACAGUAUUAGUCUACCGAAGCCGGAUACCUAUUUUCCAUCUCAUUUUUUUUUAUCAGUAGCGUCACAGGAAUUAUCGGGCUGGACAGCUAGUAUAUAUUUUAUAAUUUAUAAUUUUCUCUAUCAUGCAUUCUUUCAAAAUAACACGAAAAAUCCUUUUAUAAUAUAUAAAAAUGUAUUUGAUUAGAAUGUAAACUUUAUUUGAAAGAAUGUAUUGGAAAAUUGGCGAAAACUUGCGUUUGUGGUUAGAUAUUGAUACUAACCUUAUCACUCUGCUUAUGUAUCUACUGUAUUGUGGUUAUUGUAUAUCUCUAUUAGAUCUUUAUUGUAUCUACAUUUUAUAUGUAUACCUAUAUUCUAUAUUUCUUUAAUAAUAAAAUAUUAUCAUAAAACGAAACAUACAGAGAGAUACCAAAAAAAAAAAGUAUCCGAAAUAUUUGUAAUAAUGCUUAUAAAAUUCGUAUUCAACUUAUAUACGUAUAUGUAUCUGUAUGUUUUUUUUUUAUUUUAGAAAACUGGCGAUUGUCUUCAUGUUAUCGAUCCUAAAAAUGCCAUACUUACUUGUUGCUCGUUUUCACCGAAUAAUAAAAUAUUGGCCACAGGUAUGUAACUAUAUAAAAUAAUUUAAAUAAUUUAAUAUUGCAAUUUACAUGAUAUAGGUGUCCUCAAAUGUUUUAAUUUUUCUAAAAAUGAUAAAUGAACCUGACUGACUUGCUAACUCUUGAUCCAGUAUUAAAAUUUUCAACGUAGGCCAGUUGUAGAUUUGGAUUAAGAUGUGCCUUACUUUUAAACCUUAUUAGGAAUGUCGAGUACAAAGUUGAAAGUUGUUAUUCCUGUUUUGUUUAAAACAAAAUUAAUAAUAAUAAAACCAUUUAACUAUUUCACUGUUGUUUUAAAAUUUGUGUUAUAUUUAUAGGGUCAUUAGACAAAGCAUUAUUCUUGUGGAACUUACCGUUGGAUGACAGCGACGAAACGUCAAUUAGAAAAUCAGUAACUAUACCUACUCAGCAACAUAUUUAUUAACUCCCAUCAUAUAGACAGGGGCAAAGUGGAAACUAAAUUCAGGUCAGAAAAUGUAUUAAUUUACUUAAAUUUAGAAAAAUGUUUUCAUCAAUAUGCAUUUAAAUAUAAUACUUUAUACGAAAAUGUAAAAAAAAAAAACUUAAUAGGUACUGAAAUAUGAAUAUAAUAUUAUGUAUCUCGACUUUUUAUAAGUUGUCAAAUUAUACAAUUAAGUCAAAUAUUAUAUAAAAAUAUCAAGAUGAUUGAUUGGACAUCAAGACAUCGGGAAAACUCCAAUUUCCAAACUUGCCACUCUGCCCCUGCUUACUGGUGUCUAAAACGCCAAAAAAAUGUAUUGUUUAUUGUGUUCGUCGCUUUGUAGGUAUAUAUAUAGUAUUUAUGGUACCUAUCUAUGGUUUGAUCUAAUUUCUAUUAUAUAUAGACACUAAGCCUUUUGAUUUCCAUAUAGGCAUCGUUGGCAAAAUACAAAAUGCGAUCGGACGGUAUUCACGGUAAGUUUUACUAUCUCUAAAUAGGUUUCGUAAUUCAUAUAUCGUAAUAUAAGUAGUAUGCUGUUCAUAAAAAAAAGAAAAUAUCCAUCGAGAUUUAAAAAACUAUGUUACCUAUGUGUUUGUGUAGCAGAUCAUUACCAUUCAAAAAUCAUUCGGAUUCUAUAUGUAUUUCUUAUAAUUACAUGAUUAAUAAAAAUGUAAUUCUUAAAUCAUAAUUAUAAUAAAUUAUUGUCGUUUUUUUUUUUUUUUUAUUUUAAUUUUUUUAGGUAGAACAUUUAUUUAUAUAGGUUUGGUCGAUAAUUUAUCCUAGACUUUAUAAAAUUUGUUUAGUUUGUAACACGGGGUUUGAAAAAAAAAGAAUAAUAUAAUUUUUUGAAAAUCGACAUUUUCAACCAUAAUCGUGAUAUUCUAUUGGUUUUACAAGACGAUCAAUGUAUUUGUAAUUACUUUUUAGUAAUAAUUUAAUUUUUAAUAGAAAAUCUAGAGAGCCACGAGUAGGCAUAUUAUAUAAUCUAUAGUAGUGCCUAAAAAACUAUAUACUUUUCAGUGUUGGGAAAGUUCCUUUCAAAGUUUCCUUCUCACACCUCGUUCCUUUAAGUGAUCCUUUUUAUUUUAUUUUAUUUUUUAUGAAUAACUAAUGCAGUUCAAAAUAAUUUUUUAUAUUCUCAAUUUAAAAAUACGAGAUGUAGCUAUAAAAUAACGAGAUUUAAAUCGGUUAAUACAGUGUUGGAAAUUCUUUUUUGUAAUGCCUUCAAUACCUCUGUCGAUUUUGUUUUUACAGCUUCGAUUGACUCAAAACGUAUCUUUUUUAACGCGUGUUUUAAUUUUGAAAAGAGCUUAAAAUCACAUGGAACAAAAUUUGGUGAAUAUGGGAGUUUAGUAUCACCGCAGUUCAAUUUUCGACCAGAAACUGCUUUAAAGGUAAAGCAUUAUAAGCCAGCGCGUUGUCUUGAUGCAAGAUUCACGAUUCGUCUUUCCAUAAUUCAGGCUGCUUUCUUCUUACUCGUUCUCUGAGUGUUUUCUAGACUUGUAUAUAAUAAUAUCGAUGCAUAGUUUAUUUCUGGGUUACCCAUUCAAUCAUAAUUUCACCCUUAAUAUCAAAAAGUAGCCUGUAAUUUUUUCAUCAUUAGGACCUUCAAAAAAAUCGUUUAUGUUACUCAAAAACACAUGUUCAUGAUAAUAUCAGUCAACAAAUGCAAACUUUACCUCGCAUAUCUUCGAUUUUCACUAAAAAUUUCAAUUAAAACGUUGCCCGAUUUUUUCGUCGACAUAAUUUCGACGUAUAAACGCGAAUAAUAUUAAGUAGGCAUGGGCAUAGUUCACUAGGAGGCAAGGUGGGCUACAGCCCCCCCAGAACCUUUCGUAGCCCUAGGUUGAUAUAGGGUUCAUAUCCCAAUUAUACUAAUUUCAUUUUUAAUUGUAUUCUUUUUUUUUUGAUAAAUUAUUAUUAUACAUUUGUAUUUAUUUUUUCAAGAUAGUUAUUACGAUAAAUUUUUUACGUGACACAUGAAUGAUAGGUGAAUGAAAGAGACCUAUCUCAGUCAUUAGAUUCUGAAAAAAUUUUAAAUAUGUUUUCUAAAAAAAAAUAAAUUACCGACUACGUUUAAUUUAAGUUAUUAUUAUUUAUUUCUCUAAAAUAAAAUGACUUUACCGAUUAAUUAGUAAGAUUAAAAAGAAAUAUCUUGGGGCAAUAGUAGGUAUUGGUAAUAUUUAAGUAGGUACUUAAAGUUUAAAUAAUGCUUACAGAUUAACUAUCGAACGGAGACUGACUCAAGUGCAGGUAUUUUUUGAUGCAGUGAUAUUCAUAGAUGAUAAUUAUAUCAGAAUUAUUCCUUUAUCUGCUCGUGCCUUAUCGUUCGUUUGAUGGCUCAUUAUUUAAUAGCCACAAGUCUUCAUGUCACUAAUUAAUUUGCUUUGAAAAUAUAUGCAUUAAUUAUUUAUUAGUUACUUCACAUUUGUGUAGAUAUGCCUAAUUAUCAUAAAAAACUAAGUACAGUAUGGGUUAAUCAAGUCAACUAAAAUUGGUAACUAUUGUUGACAUGCUUAAAUCCUAAUAAAUUAAAUUAAGUUCCUACCUUAAAAAAUGAAAAAGAAAAAACGUAUUAUUUAAACGAAAAAUGUGCAUCAAUUUAUAUAAAAUUAAUUUAUUUCACGGUUAUAAAAGUAUACAAACGUGCGAUUUAAAUUAUCAUUUUAUGUACCUUGUGUAUGUUAAUAAAAAUGGAAAUAAUAUAUUGUGCCAUUGUGGUAAUGAAUUAAAAAUUAAGGAAGUUAUAUCAACAUUAAAUCAUUUCUAGACAAUAUUAUCACUAAAAAACGUGCGUUUAUACCUUUUUCGUUAUAGGAAGCACGGAAAUUUUCGUUUAAGUUCCUUAUAAAUAGGAACUCUUUCCCGUCCCUCGUUCCUAUAUUUGAAAAGUACUGCGUUCCUUCCCAACACUGAUACUUUUAGAGAAACCCUUACCUUGCACUCUGUAGUAUUUUCAUUGAUAUGAGGGUUAAACUAAAAUCAAUAAAUAGGUACUUGCAUUUCAAAAUUAAAUUUAAAAAUGUAUAUUUCAUGCAAUAGCUACUCACUACUAAUGUAUAAUGUUUUACCUUGACGGGGUACCUCAGCCUCGCUGAACUUGUACUUCAUAGUCGCAAUAGACCCAUUAGGAUCACCUUUUAGUGUCAAUCGCAGAAUAGCGCACACAUUUCCAAAAACCAAUACAAAUUUUACGGUCAUUUUAAACAUUGGGAUAAACCUACGUAGAAUUCAAAAGAACAUAAGAAGAGUAGAAUUUUUGGUGUGUUUAAACUAGAAAUACAGAGAUGGACCAUGCGGAAAGCAAACUGGAAUUAAUAAGUAGAUACAAAAAUAUGUCAACGGAAAUAUUAAUCGCAUUGAGUAAAUUCUAAAACAUUAUCACCGUUUUAUGAAACUGCUAUAUGAAAAACAGUUACAUUCAAAUCCACUCCCAAGACACAUGAAAUGAGGGAAAAUUAUGUCAUUUUAAACAAUUUUAUAAUGGUAUAAAAAUUGCGAAGAAAAAAUGAAUCAACGAAUGAAGAAUCAUUUUUUGUUAACAAUGGUUAUUACUACACACAGAUAUAAAUUAAAUAACGCUUUAUACCCUUCCUUCUUAACUUUUUACCUGUACAACAGUGACACAUCUACCAGCUCUUUUUUCAUGUUUAUGCUUUACAGACAAAGAUAGUCGGGAAUUGGAAAAAGCUCUGAUGAAGUUAUCACCGUCGGUAGACAUACCCGAUGAAUUCGUGUGUCCGAUAACUCGACAGGUGUUCAGAGACCCCGUCAUAUGUGCAGGUACUCCAGUUCGUUACAUUUAAGGGUGUUAUUUACCGGUGAAGCAAAAUUCGCUCAGUCAUGUAUAUUUGAAUAGCCAUCGAAAUACAUACACGAUUGAGCAAAUUUUCUCAUAUAUAUAUACGCACGAUUGCCCAAGAUUUUAAAUGCAACGUUGCCAUGCAUAAAUGAAUAUAUUAUUAAAACAUCAUAAUAUAUUACAAACCGCGUUCUGUAUGAAAACCUUAAAAUAUACAUUUAAUACUGUCUUAUUAGAAACGCAGUCCAAAACAGAGUUUCUAAUGACAAUGUAAAAAAGGUGACUUCUACAGAGAUAGCACUCAUUAAAGCAACUAAUAGGGCAUAUAAUAGAUAUAAAUUAUGUAAAUCCUAAGACAAUUUACUCCACUAUUUGUUACUAACUGGUAAUAGAUAUCAGGGAAAAUCAUUAUAAUAUAUACGAUAAUUUAAUUUUUUUUAUAAUUGUAUAGCUGGUACAUAUUUGUUUUUAGUAUUAAAUUUUACUAACAAACUGAUCAAUACUGUUGUUUUAAAUAACUUUUAAUAUACAUCUAUUAUAAUUGUUUUUUUUUUUUGUUUUGUAUUACUAUUAUUAGUAUUAAUAUUCAACAAUGGUUCUCUUUACUUCUUAACUUCUAUAUUAUUAAUUUCAAAGUAAGUAUUCGAAAUAAUGAUAACAAAUUGUCAACUCUAAAAAAAAAUUAUUAUUAAUGUUCAUAACCCCAUGGUCACCUUAAAAUGUGUAAAAAUAAUCAUUUAUUUCAUUUACUGUUGUUAUUUCUCACACCGGGGUUGUAUAACUAAUAUGUUAACACGUUAACUAAUACGUUAUGCCAACGUUGCAUUUAAAAUCUUGCGCAAUCGUGUAUAUAUAUAUAUGAGAAAUUGCUCAGUCGUGUAUGUAUUUCGAUAGCUAUUAAAAUAUACACGAUUGAGACAAUUUUGCUCAAUUAUGUUGUAGCCGUCAUUUAUAGGCAUGGACCCAUUCGUAUCCUUCUCCAAAUAUCCUUUAUUAAAACAAUAUGUAUCCGUCUGGAGUCCUUAGACAAGCUAGACAUAGCUUUCAUAGCUAGAGUCGUAAAUCCUGCUCUGUACCCCUAUAUUUUUCUGUUUUAUAUUAGUCUGGUCUAAAAUUUUAAAUGAAAAUUAAAGAGUUUAAAAAUAAAAUUCAAUAUAAUUUGUAUGAAAAUGAAAAAUUCCAAAUUUGUAUGGUACAAAUAUUUUAGAAUUCUGUAAUAUUAUUUACCACUUAGCAUUUUAACAACUUAUUAUACUUAUAUUUUUAAUCUUAUUUCCCAAUUUUAAAAUAUAUUUUCAAAUAAAUUAGUACUUUGAUAUUCUAUUCAGAAAUAUAAUAAUAUAGGUACCUAUCAUUAUAUAAUUUAUUAAAUAUAGGACAUAGGUACAAAUAUACAUAAUAUACAUACACGUAUAUUUAAUCAAUCCUUAUAGAUAAGUUAUUAUUUUCGAGAAUAUUGUUUUCCUGCAAUAUAUUAUUUUUUUAACAAUAUUACAACUGGUCUACUGUGUUAUCAAUUAUUUUUUGAGUUAUGUAUUCGUUUCGACAGAUGGAUACACUUAUGAAAGGUCAGCAAUAGUAUCAUGGUUCCGGCGGGGCAAAAUCACAAGUCCGCUGACUAACGAACCACUACUGUCUAAGUCCAUGACGCCGAACGAAGCCCUCAGGGAAGUGGUUGCUGCAUUUGUACAACAGGAUCGAUGAACCAAUGCAAAUACCUAUGUGAUACUAUGAUCACGUUAGAACUUUAUACCAAUACCAUAUUUGAUAAUUAUAUAUUAUAUUAUAUGCUAUUAUUAUAAUAGUGUACUACUCAGUUACGGCCAUGGUCCUUACUAUUAUUGCUUGAAAAUAGCUCUAAAAUAAACACAGAACAUUGCGUCGUUUGAAUUUUUUUUUGAUUUAAUUAGAGUGUAUUAAUAUUAUUGUAAUCUAUUACAAUGGAAAAUAAAUUAUACUAUAAGUUUGAUCGCGAACAAGAGUAAAAUAUUUCACACCUAUUUUUGACGACC
Cinara cedri is the source of this 29123-nucleotide messenger RNA. The record is from the annotation of a GenBank genome assembly. Lineage: Eukaryota; Metazoa; Arthropoda; Insecta; Hemiptera; Aphididae.